Messenger RNA from Zootermopsis nevadensis, 856 nucleotides. It is a transcript of the gene Trs23, whose product is annotated as trafficking protein particle complex subunit 4-like protein Trs23. The record is from RefSeq and is a predicted model, not a curated record. Gene Ontology annotation, biological process: endoplasmic reticulum to Golgi vesicle-mediated transport. Lineage: Eukaryota; Metazoa; Arthropoda; Insecta; Blattodea; Termopsidae. Gene Ontology annotation, cellular component: TRAPP complex.
GAAGCUAGCAGCUGAUACAUCACAGAUAAUAAGAUAAAUGGAAAAUCGCUGAUUUUAAUAAUAUAAGUGAAUGAAAGAUAGGAAAUUUGUCAGUUUUUGAUAUUAGCCUUAAGAGGUGAAAAUAGUGAUGGUUAUAUAUGGAGUAUACAUUGUAUCAAAAUCCGGUGGACUGAUUUUUAAUCAUGAUCAUAAUCUUACGAAGAUUGAGACAGAGAAAACCUUCAGUUUUCCACUAGACAUACAAUUGCAAUGUGAAAACAAAAAAGUUGUAGUUGCUUUUGGACAAAGAGAUGGGAUAAUGGUUGGUCAUGUUCUGACUGCAGUAAAUGGAAUUCCAGUGACAGGACAACAGCUGGAUGAUGGAAGGGAUGUGUUUGAUGUUCUGAAAACUCAAGAAUUAUUUCCUCUGAAUUUAAAAUUUGAACGUCCUAAGAUGACGACCAAUGAGAAGAUAUUUCUAGCUAGCAUGUUCUACCCACUUUUUGCAAUUGCGAGCCAGUUAAGCCCAGAGCCUAGAAGUUCUGGUAUAGAGGUUUUAGAAGCAGACACAUUCAAGCUGCACUGUUUUCAGACUCUUACAGGAGUAAAGUUCAUAGUUGUGGUUGAACCAAACCAAGGUGGAAUGGAUGUACUGUUGAAAAGAAUUUAUGAACUGUAUGCAGAUUAUGCUCUGAAGAAUCCAUUUUACUCGCUGGAAAUGCCAAUCCGAUGCGAACUGUUUGAUACGAAUCUUCAGAUUUUACUUGAACAGGUUGAAAAAACAGGGAUUAGUAGUGUGUGAAUAAUGUUAUUCUUAUUUAAAUAUACUGUAUAAAAUUGUAAAAACUUGUGUCUUUAUUAAAAAUUGUUCAUAGCA